UGCUGCUGUGGGCCAGCCCUUGCUCGCUCUGCUGCCCCCUUCCUGCCGGGGAUCAAGGUGUCGUCAGGCACCCGGCUCAUGUACACCUUCUACCACAUCGUCAGCUCCACCGGCUGCUGUCUGCUCAUGUCCAGGAACGUCGCAGAGUUAGUGCGGAAGAGAGUGCCUUUCUUUGCCGUGCUGUGCGAGCACUUGCGGCCGGGCUCGGACUGCGACAAGAUGAUCGGCUACUCGUCCGUCUACAGGCUGUGCUUCGGGACGUCCUGCUUCUACCUGUUGCUGUGUGUCAUCCUGCUCAACGUCAAGUCCAGCCGCGAUUACAGAGCGCUCAUUCACAACGGCUUCUGGUUUCUGAAGUUCCUGGUCCUCGUCGGGUUCUCAGCAGCUGCCUUUUUUAUUCCUGAUGAAUCAUUUCUCCACGUGUGGCGAUAUGUUGGCCUGACCGGAGCCCUUCUCUUCAUCCUGAUGCAACUCUCUCUCAUCACCGUCUUCGCCCACUUCUGGAACAAGAACUGGAUGACGGGCGCGGCUGACAAGAAGCUAUGGAGUCUUGCUGUGCUGUCGGUGACCCUGCUGUUCUACAUCAUGGCGAUGAUGGCCUUCUCCCUCAUGUACAGGUUCUACACCCACCCAGCGGGCUGCACCCUCAACAAGGGGCUCCUCCUUCUCAACCUCAGCCUCUGCUUCCUGGUGUCCGUGCUGUCCAGCACCUCCUGCGUACAGCCCAGGCAGCCCCACGGAGGCCUCCUGCAGGCUUCCAUCAUCAGCUGCUACGUGAUGUACCUGACCUUCUCCGCCCUCUCCAGCCGGCCCCCAGAGACAGUGGAAUUUCAGGGGCAGAAUAUCAGCAUCUGCUUCCCGAGUGUCGGAACGGAUGGGGAGCAGGCGGAGGGGAAGAUGAUCACCAUCAUCGGAGCUGCCGUCAUGUAUUGCUGUGUCCUGUUUGCCUGUAACGAAGCCUCCUACCUGGCCAAGGUGUUCGGCCCCUCCUGGAUGCUGCGGGUGUACAGAUACGAGUUCAAGAAAGCUUCCUGCUCCUUCUGCUGUCUGGAUGAGGAAGGUGGGUGA
Amblyraja radiata (thorny skate) is the source of this 1068-nucleotide messenger RNA. RefSeq names its product serine incorporator 4 (gene serinc4). Lineage: Eukaryota; Metazoa; Chordata; Chondrichthyes; Rajiformes; Rajidae. Gene Ontology annotation, cellular component: membrane. The record is from RefSeq and is a predicted model, not a curated record. Bases 79 to 1068 code for a protein of 329 amino acids. The transcript has 9 exons.